UGCCGCUCGGUAAUAUCAUGAACAUGACCUCAUUUAAAGACAUGUGAUUUGUCCGCCCUAGUGACGGGGGUUUCCCCUCAUAAGCGAUUCUUCCACCGGCGACCAUGUGACUUGUAGCGUCAUGGUGGAUGAAGUCACGUCCAAUGCGGAAGUAAAUGCUAACUGAGCAAGUGGCCAACCAUUCUAAUAGAAACCGACUCUUUCCCAGCGUCUGAAGAGGAACUUACAUUGCUCCAUCAUGCUUGGUGGAGGGUUUAAAUCCGAAAGACUUCGUGUCAAUCUCAGGCUGGUCAUAAACCGCCUCCUUGUUCGUUCAGUAGAGAUCACUGAAUUAGCCCAGAAGGCUCGCAAGGAGAUCGCAGACUACUUGUCAGCAGGCAAAGAUGAGCGUGCAAGAAUCAGAGUCGAGCACAUCAUCAGGGAGGAUUAUUUGGUGGAGGCUAUGGAGAUCCUGGAGUUAUAUUGUGAUUUGCUGCUCACCCGCUUUGGCUUAAUACAGUCCAUGAAAGAACUGGACCCUGGCCUACAAGAAGCAGUAUCCACACUCAUCUGGGCUGCUCCUCGACUGCAAUCAGAAGUGGCAGAACUGAAGAUUGUUUCAGAUCAGCUGUGUGCCAAAUACAGCAAAGAGUAUGGAAAGCUAUGUAGGACAAACCAGAUUGGAACAGUUAAUGAUAGGCUUAUGCACAAACUGAGCGUGGAGGCCCCUCCCAAGAUUUUGGUGGAGCGUUACCUCAUUGAAAUCGCCAAAAACUACAAUGUUCCCUAUGAACCUGAUGCCAUGGUUCGGCCAGAGGUAUAUCCAGGUGAAGAGGCAGAUCUGAUCGAUGUGGACAGUGACUUCAAGAAGCCAGGAGCUGGCGGAGGGGGUGGAGGAGGGUUCACUGCUCCCGCUGUAGGCAUGCCUAUGCCCAUGCCAAUGCCCAUGCCCACAGCUUUCAACUACCCAUUGCCCAAAGGAGCUGAGCCCUUUAAUGGUCCUGUUGGAACCUAUGAUGGCUUUAGCAACUUCCAGCCUCCAGUGAGAGGAGGGCAGCCCCCACAGCUUCCCAGCUGCCCUCCCACCUAUGAAUCUAUCGAUGAGUUAUCUGUCAAACCCUCUAAUCCUUCCCAGGUCAUCCCAGGCCCAGCCACAUCUGCACAGAUCUAUGACAACUCUACCCUUCCUGAACUUCCAUCUGUUCCCGACACACUCCCAGCCUCCUCCUUCGGAGCGAACGCCAACACAUCUGACGACAUUGACUUUGACGACCUGUCACGACGCUUUGAAGAACUCAAGAAGAAGACCUAAUUACAGAGAGCACACUGUCCAUAUUCACAUACUCACAGGUCUUCUGGUGGAGGUGUAAUAUAAUAUUUGUUACUUAACACAAUGAAGGAUCGGACGCUGUAUAGACACUUGUGAAUGGCAGUGGCAGAAAUGUAUACACUCAUUUUAGACUUUUACAUAACAUGGACUGUUGACAAAUCGCCUACCCUUUGAAUGAGCACUUUGCUUCGAGGGCCUUGCUGACAGCUAAAACUAGUUAAUCUGUAGUUUAAUCUCUGCCCCAUGUAUGAUCGAUUAUUUAUAUUUAUAUUAUAUAUAUUAAAUGUCUUCAGUUUUUCCCCUGCAAAUCCUCUAGGAAAAAGCAGGUAUAACCUGUCGCCAUUAUUUACACCCAGAGUUGUGCAAUGAACUCUUUUGAAUGUCUAUGAACCUGCAAAAGACUGUAUGAUGCCAUGGGUUGUUAGUGGAUCACAAUGGUUGUGCAAAGUGACUCAGCUUCUAGUUAUUGACAGAAUGCAUAUAGACAGGGUGCUCUGGUGUUCUCAAAUGAACACCAAAGGUUGCUUGUUUCUGGUGACCUGAGCGCCGAAUUGAAGAGAUUCAGCCUCACAUUUAAUAAACCAUCUCUGUGUCCUGAAGUUAGGCAUUGUAGUUUCACCCAGCAGCCAUCUUAAUUUGACUCAAAAGGAAAGGCUUUGUAUUUGUCUGCAGUUGAUAACACUCCUAUUUCUAAUCUUGUCUGUGUGUUUCUGGACUGAAUUUGCCUUAGUUUCCACAUCUCGAGCUGUGGCCUUGCUGUUCCACACCUUUCUCUGGGAAAUGUGACUUUCCUUGACGGCUUGUACCAUGAACUCCACAUCUGAAGAAGUAUUUACAUGCUAAUUCUUUUCUUUGGUGGGGGAUUUGACCAUAUAUCAUUUACGUAUUUGUUGUAAGAAUUGACUGUUUAAAGUGUCAUUGUCUCAAGUUUUGAAAGCAUUGUUUUGACUGACUUUAUAACACUAAUUUGUGUUUUCUCCCUCGUAUAACCCAAAUACAAAUCUGGCAAUGUUUAGGUAUGUUUGAUUUUAGCUUGCUUUGAAAACAUAUCUGAUGCCAUGUAAUAAAGUCUAUUUGCUCAUAACCCUUUUACUUCUCACCCAAAUAAUGAUUCACUGAAGAAGUAAU
Messenger RNA from Sinocyclocheilus grahami, 2437 nucleotides. Its product is annotated as IST1 homolog. Lineage: Eukaryota; Metazoa; Chordata; Actinopteri; Cypriniformes; Cyprinidae. The record is from RefSeq and is a predicted model, not a curated record. Gene Ontology annotation, biological process: protein transport. Bases 239 to 1291 code for a protein of 350 amino acids. The transcript is spliced from 10 exons.